Messenger RNA from Zalophus californianus (California sea lion), 3527 nucleotides. RefSeq names its product hexokinase domain containing 1 (gene HKDC1). NCBI's taxonomy places the organism in Eukaryota, Metazoa, Chordata, Mammalia, Carnivora, Otariidae. Bases 1 to 2754 code for a protein of 917 amino acids. Gene Ontology annotation, molecular function: ATP binding; D-glucose binding; glucokinase activity. The record is from RefSeq and is a predicted model, not a curated record. The transcript has 18 exons. Gene Ontology annotation, cellular component: mitochondrion; cytosol. Gene Ontology annotation, biological process: glucose 6-phosphate metabolic process; intracellular glucose homeostasis; glycolytic process.
AUGUUUGCGGUACACUUGAUGGCAUUUUACUGCAGCAAGCUAAAGGAGGAUCAGAUCAAGAAGGUGGACAGGUUCCUGUAUCACAUGCGGCUCUCCGAUGAGACCCUUUUGGACAUCAUGGCUCGCUUCCAGGCUGAAAUGCAGAAGGGUCUGGGGAAGGACACCAACCCCACAGCAUCUGUGAAGAUGCUGCCCACCUUUGUCAGAGCCAUUCCAGAUGGCUCAGAAAAUGGGGAAUUUCUUUCCCUGGAUCUUGGAGGGUCCAAGUUUCGUGUCUUGAAGGUGCAAGUCUCUGAAGAGGGGAAAAGAAAUGUCCAGAUGGAGAGUCAGUUCUAUCCAACACCCAACGAAAUUAUCCGAGGGAAUGGCUCAGAGCUGUUUGACUACGUAGCUGACUGUCUGGCAGAUUUCAUGAAGACGAAAGGGUUGAAGCAUAAGAAAUUGCCCCUUGGCCUAACGUUUUCUUUUCCCUGCAGACAGACUAAAUUGGAAGAGGGUAUCCUGCUUUCAUGGACCAAGAAGUUUAAGGCACGGGGAGUUCAAGGCACAGAUGUAGUGAGUUGUCUGACCAAAGCCAUAAAAAAACACAAGGACAUAGACGUGGACAUCCUGGCCUUGGUCAAUGACACCGUGGGGACCAUGAUGACGUGCGCCUAUGAUGAUCCUUACUGUGAAGUUGGUGUCAUCAUUGGCACUGGCACCAAUGCGUGUUACAUGGAGGACAUGAGCAACAUUGACCUGGUGGAAGGCGAUGAGGGGAGGAUGUGCAUCAACACGGAGUGGGGGGCCUUUGGGGACGACGGGGCUCUGGAGGACAUCCGCACCGAGUUCGACCGGGAGCUGGACCUUGGCUCUCUUAACCCCGGGAAGCAACUGUUUGAGAAGAUGAUCAGCGGCCUGUACCUGGGUGAACUUGUCAGGAUCAUCUUGCUGAAGAUGGCCAAGGCAGGUCUCCUGUUCGGUGGUGAAAAAUCUUCUGCUCUCCACACUAAGGGCAAGAUUGAAACACGGCACGUGGCUGCCAUGGAGAAGUAUAAGGAAGGCCUUGCCAAUACAAGAGAGAUCCUGACAGAUCUGGGCCUGGAGCCUUCGGAGGCUGACUGCAUCGCAGUCCAGCACGUCUGCACCAUUGUCUCCUUCCGUUCAGCCAACCUCUGUGCAGCUGCCCUGGCAGCCAUCCUGACACGCCUCCGGGAGAACAAGAAGCUGGCGCGGCUCCGGACCACGGUGGGCAUGGAUGGCACGCUCUACAAGAUACACCCUCAAUACCCAAAGCGCCUGCACAAGGUGGUGAGGAGACUGGUCCCGAACUGUGAUGUUCGCUUCCUCUUGUCGGAGAGUGGCAGCACCAAGGGGGCUGCCAUGGUGACCGCGGUGGCCUCCCGUGUGCAGGCCCAACGGAAGCAGAUCGACAAGGUGCUGGCUUUGUUCCGGCUGACUCGAGAGCAGCUUAUGGAUGUGCAGAGCAAGAUGCGGACUGAGUUCGAGUAUGGGCUGAAAAAGGACACCCACCUGAUGGCCACAGUCAAGAUGCUGCCCACCUACGUCUGCGGGACGCCGGAUGGCACAGAGAAAGGGAAGUUCCUUGCCCUGGAUCUGGGGGGAACCAACUUCCGGGUCCUCCUGGUAAAGAUCAGAAGUGGACGGAGGUCGGUGCAAAUGUACAACAAGAUCUUUACCAUCCCCUUGGAGAUCAUGCAGGGCACCGGCGAGGAGUUGUUCGACCACAUCGUGCAGUGCAUCGCUGACUUCCUGGACUACAUGGGCCUCAAGGGAGCCCAGCUGCCUUUGGGCUUCACGUUCUCAUUUCCCUGCAGGCAGACGAGCAUUGACAAGGGAACACUCAUUGAGUGGACCAAAGGCUUCAAGGCCACUGAUUGUGAAGGGGAAGACAUGGUGGACAUGCUCAGGGAAGCCAUCAAGAGGAGAAAUGAGUUUGACCUGGACAUAGUUGCACUUGUAAAUGACACAGUGGGGACCAUGAUGACGUGUGGCCAUGAAGAUCCUAAUUGUGAGAUUGGCCUGAUUGCAGGAACAGGCAGCAACAUGUGCUACAUGGAGGAGAUGAGGAACAUUGAACUGGUGGAAGGGGAUGAAGGGAAGAUGUGCAUUAACACAGAAUGGGGAGCAUUUGGAGAUAAUGGCUGCAUAGACGACAUCUGGACCCAAUAUGACAAGAAGGUGAAUGAGGGGUCCUUGAACCCUGGCAAACAGAGAUACGAGAAAAUGACCAGUGGGAUGUACCUGGGGGAGAUUGUGCGGCAGAUCCUGAUUGACCUGACCAAGCAGGGUCUCCUCUUCCGAGGGCAGAUUUCAGAGCGUCUCCAGACCAGGGGCAUCUUUGAAACCAAGUUCCUGUCCCAGAUUGAAAGCGAUCGGCUGGCCCUCCUCCAGGUCAGGAGGAUCCUGCAGCAGCUCGGCCUGGACAGCACGUGUGAGGACAGCAUUGUGGUGAAGGAGGUGUGCGGAGCUGUGUCCCGGCGGGCAGCCCAGCUCUAUGGCGCCGGCCUAGCUGCUGUCGUGGAGAAGAGGAGGCAAGACCAGGGGCUGGAGUACCUGAAGAUCACCGUGGGAGUGGACGGCACCCUGUACAAGCUACACCCGCACUUUUCUCGGAUAUUGCAGGAAACUGUGAAAGAACUAGCACCUCGUUGUGAUGUGACGUUCAUGCUGUCCGAAGAUGGGAGUGGAAAGGGAGCCGCUCUGAUCACUGCUGUGGCCAAGAGGUUACAGCAGGCCCAGAAGGAGGACUAGGAACCCCCUUGGGCUUGGGCCCCAUGUGCCUUGGAUACUGGCUGGCCUUUCCUCCAGCAGAUGCGUUGGUCAGGAACCAGAGGCAAGCUUCUAGCUGACUUCACAUUCUGGAUGGCCAAAAGAGAAUCCCGGGUUCUCGGGUACUCCUAGCAUUUGGUUACUUGGUGUUAUUUUCAGGGGCAUUAAAUGACAUUUCUGAUUCGCAUAUUUGGGCCAAGGAUGGGCCAACUUAUAAAAUCAAAGCAUUUGGGCCUGAGAGAUCCCCUUUUAGCAAAUUUUCAGUUGAGGCUGGAGCUGCUAGUUUUCUAGGGCUUUGGGUCCUGUGGCUGUUGCCCACACGGCCUGGCUGGCUGGCUCCCCACUGUGGUGCUUCAGCCAUUGCUUGUAGUCGAUCGGGUCCUCACUUGGGGAUGCACAUUUGAGAAGGAUGGGGAUUCAUGUAAUAAACUGGAGAUCUAAUCUAACUUGUCCUUAACUCAUCAUGCUGACUUGGAACACGGAAAGAGAAUAAAGACUUGGGAGUAUCAGCCCCAGGAUGAAGAAGGGUUGGUUGCCAGGCAGCCCUGCAGGAAUCUUUUCAUGCUUAAAGUGAGUUAUGUCAGCACCUGUAAGACUGCGUUUCUCAAUAUUGCAUGUGUGAUGGGGAGGGGUGCCAUUUGGGGCACCUGUUUUCAUUUUACAUGUGGUUUGUGUUGCUACUGUGGGUCGUUGUGUUAAGGACUGUUAGAUAUGUGGAAUCCAGUAAAUGAAUAAAAAAUAUUUGAUUUCCUAAG